AAGCAUAGAGAGGUGCCAAAACGAGAGAGGCGCUUGGCAAUGGCUCCGGCAGCCGUCCGCAGUAGUGCCGCUGCAGGUGCUGCGGAUAUAAGGAGAGGUGCAUGGAGCAAGGAGGAAGAUUGCUUGCUCAAGAAGUGCGUGGAGAAGUAUGGGGAGGGAAAGUGGCACCUUGUUCCACAAAGAGCAGGGCUGAAAAGGUGUCGAAAAAGUUGCAGGCUGCGGUGGCUCAACUAUCUUAGUCCAAACAUCAAGCGUGGUAUGUUUGCCAUUGAUGAGGAGGAACUUAUCGUCAGGAUGCAUCGUCUACUGGGCAACAGAUGGUCGCUGAUUGCGGGAAGGAUGCCCGGGAGGACAGCCAACGACGUCAAGAACUACUGGAAUUCUUACUUGGCCAAAAGGGUUUCAGGCAAACCAGCUGCACCGGAGCUCCCACCAGCCCCUCCACCUCGCACGGUCGUCUACAGGCCGCAACCUCAGAGAGUCUCCAUGAGAAUGCAUGAGUUGCUGCGCGAGACGUAUCCACCAUGGGUCCAGCGAAGCCUCAUUCCUCCCAGCUCUUCGCAGCCGCUGGACGGCGCAAAGAUGGCAGACCAGUCACCAGUUGCUGCAGAGCCGUCAAGCUCCAGUCUGCCAUCGCUGCCUGGAGAAGACGAGCUUGCACUAGGAGGAGGAGGAGAUUGGUUCCUCGAUCCUGAACUCGACGACUUUUUCUGUGAUUCAUUUCUUUGGGAUUUGACGAAGGAUGAUACGGGUUCAUCACCAUUACAGUAAGAACUGCUAUCAAGUUGGUUUAGACAGACUCUCUGCCUCUGUCUGUCUGAGAAUCUGAUGUUUCUCAAUUUGUAAAUUGCUUUAUUUAUAAUUCAAGCGCCAAGCGUUGGCAGAUUCGAAGCA
This is a messenger RNA of Nymphaea colorata (pocket water lily), 894 nucleotides long. RefSeq names its product transcription factor MYB1-like. The transcript has 3 exons. NCBI's taxonomy places the organism in Eukaryota, Viridiplantae, Streptophyta, Magnoliopsida, Nymphaeales, Nymphaeaceae. Bases 40 to 771 code for a protein of 243 amino acids. The record is from RefSeq and is a predicted model, not a curated record.